AUGCGUUCUACACUCGUUUCCUCGGCCGUGGUCGUGGGCUUGGCCACCUUCAUUUCCACUUCUGCUGCCAAACCCUACGUCGCAGCCGACGAGCUUGACUCCUUGGAACCCUUUCCCUGGGCCGACUGGGCCGACUGGUCCGAUUGGGGCGAUGACAGUGACGGGGACGACAUAAUAACGUCUACAAAGGUAUCUACCACAUCUACCAAGGUGUACACCACAUCUGUGAUUCCAACACCGAGUGUUGACCACCGUACGGAUCCGACUUGUCCGUACGCAAACACGCAACCCUUCGGGAGCAGGCAAUCCGACUGCGUCAGUUACGACUAUGUCUGCGGCCAAACAUAUGACGACAGUGACGACUUCCUGGACUAUUCCAUAGGAACACUCUCCCCCGAGGAGUGCGCGAAUCAGUGUGAUGAGUUGAACAGUGACCAUCCUGGACGCUGCGUGGGCGUCGUUUUUGAUCUCGAAAUGGACACGGAUAACUGCAAGUUCUUGACUAGUACGAGUGUGCCUCAGACGGAUGACCAUGUCGUCGCUCUGAUUCGUCAUUACACUCCGGGAUGCCACGCAACCUCAACUAUGAAGUCGACAACCGUCGUGACUACGACUUGGAUUGCACCCUUCGAAUCGUCGACAACAGCUGCUUACACAACUACCACAGGGGAGACAGCCAUCGAAUUCACCACUACGACGUUCAAGUGGACAAGGACCCCGACGUCGACGCCUGCCGAUGAAACGACAACCUCCUCGACCGUUGCCGAGACUUCGACUAAAGUGGCAGAAACCUCUACGACCUCUGCCGAAACAUGGGCCACCACGAUGCGAUGGUCGACUACGAUGGAAGACACCUCGACAACACCCACUAUCAGUAUGACCAGCACCACCGUGGUUGUCGGCGCCGUCACCACCUCGUCGGAGUACCCCACGACAAGCUCCCCGGCCAGAGAAACAACGUCAACGACAACUUGGGAGUCGACCACCACCUCAGAGACGACUACGACCUCGGAAGGUACUCCCUCGGAAUCAAGCACAACUUCUGAAAGAUCUACCUCGGAAACCGAGACCUGGACAACUACUGGUACAUGGUCCACAGAGACUACGACCAGCGCCACGAGUUCUGAAUCCACAACAACUGUUCCCCUUUCCACAACAUUGUCGUCCGCGACCGAAACAUCCCGCCCCACUUCGACCUUGAUUCAAAGCACAACGUCGAGCUCCUGCCGGGCCACGACCAUCUACGUUACGCCAGAACCCCGAGCAGCCAUCGUGACUACUGUCACCGCCACAGAGUACCAUACCAAGAUCAAGAAGGUCUGCGGCAUGCCUAGUGUCAAUCGUCAUAGAUGGCACUGGCAUUAG
Molecule: messenger RNA, 1365 nt
Organism: Exophiala spinifera
Lineage: Eukaryota; Fungi; Ascomycota; Eurotiomycetes; Chaetothyriales; Herpotrichiellaceae
Exons: 1
Coding region: 1-1365 (454 amino acids)
Source: RefSeq, a predicted model, not a curated record